AUGAACUAUCCUAAAGCUUUAGUUGUAUUUCUGAUAUCUUUCGCUAUCCUCAACGUUGGUAUCUUUGCCAUCACUGUUUCUCAAGAUUUUACCAAUGCAUUUGAUGCAGCUGUCCAAGCAAUGAUUACUGACAGCGAAUGGAAUAAAUUCUAUUCUGACACGAUGUAUUUUACAGUGCCAACAUGUACAAGUGCAACUGUCAAAUGGCCAACUAAGAAUCCAUUCAUUGGUAGAAGUGGUUUAAACAUGUGUUUCGAAACUGGAACUUUAUCUCCGUGGUUAGAAACCAAGACGAAAAUUGCUCAAAUGGUUGUUCAAAAGAUUAAUUCACACUAUGGAACAAGUUAUAAUGCAAAUAUUUUGAGAUUUAAUACAAGUGCAUUGGGAUUCUUUGAUACGAUGAAAAAUGCUGUGAAUAAUGGAGAUUGUGAUAUGAUAACUGCUAAUAUUCUUGUUACUGCCGAAAGAAGUUCAUCCAUUCAUUAUCAAUGUCCAUUCGGAUCUGGUUCAAAUGGUUGGAUCAGAACUAAAAGAGAUCCACAACUUUCCAUUACUGAUAUUUCUCAAUUGAACAAGACUGGAAUCAUGGUUGGAGCUUAUGAAGGAACUGCUUUUGCAACUUAUGUGAAAACUAAUCUUCCAGCUGCAACUUUUGUGCCAUAUUCUGGUAUUAACUUGCAAUAUGACGCUGUUUUGGAUGGAUCAGUUCAUGCAAUUAUUGGAGAUGCUAUUCAAUAUUACAAUUGGGCCAAUGUUCAAAUGUCAGGAAAAUGUAAUUGCACUGUUAAAACUUAUGGAAAUACAUUCGGUAUGGCCACUUUCACCAAUGUGAAUAUUACAACAAGCGGAGUUGACCAAAUCGGCGGAGGAAAUGUUUGGACCUCCUUUUUGGUAUUAAUAAUAGUUUCCAUUUUAGUCAUGUUUUAA
Naegleria gruberi is the source of this 927-nucleotide messenger RNA. RefSeq lists its product as uncharacterized. NCBI's taxonomy places the organism in Eukaryota, Heterolobosea, Eutetramitea, Acrasida, Naegleriidae. The record is from RefSeq and is a predicted model, not a curated record. The transcript has 4 exons. The coding region runs from base 1 to 927 and encodes 308 amino acids.